Molecule: messenger RNA, 1370 nt
Organism: Zootermopsis nevadensis
Lineage: Eukaryota; Metazoa; Arthropoda; Insecta; Blattodea; Termopsidae
Source: RefSeq, a predicted model, not a curated record
UCCCGCUCAUUUCCCAUCAUUCCAAUAGCGUCUUUUCCGAUUUCCGCUAUAUGUUUUGGCCAUUUUGUUUCGUGAGAUAGUGUGGAGUGGUUUAGUAUUUGAAUUACUUUAUUUUCGAGAAGUAAUUUGUUUCGUAUUGCUUACGGUGUGUUUGGAUAGCUAGCAUGUCGCGUUACAGGGAUUCCGGUUCUUCUGACUGCAAACUUUACGUUGGUGAUUUAGGUAAGAUAGUUUCAAAACAAGAACUUGAAGAAUCAUUUUCGUACUAUGGACCUCUGCGCAAUGUGUGGGUUGCUAGAAACCCACCAGGCUUUGCAUUUGUAGAGUAUGAGGAUCCACGUGAUGCAGAAGAUGCUGUGAGGGGCCUAGACGGAAGAACUAUCUGUGGGCGCCGAGUUCGGGUGGAGAUGUCAAAUGGCAUGGGAGGAAAGGGAAGUGGACGCUUUCGUGGACCACCACCACGGCGGGGAAGACCCUUCCAUCCAGAGGAUCGUUGCUAUGAGUGUGGCGAACGUGGGCAUUAUGCGCGAGAUUGUUAUCGUUACAGGGGUAGCCGCGGAGGCAGGCGCAGGUCAUACUCACGUUCACGUUCAAGGUCUCGCUCCCGCUCCAGGGACCGCCGCUCCAGGUCACGCAGUGGUUCACGCAGCCGUUCCCGCUCUCGCUCUCCCAGGGACCGAUCUCCAAAAGACAGGUCUUCUAGGGACAGGUCUAGGGAUGAUAGAUCACCAAAGGAUAGAUCACGAUCCAGGGACAGGAGUCCAAAGGACAGGUCUCGCUCCAGGGACCACGGACGCUCCCGCUCGCCCCAGAAUCGCUCUAAAAGCCAUUCCCGCUCCAGGUCUCGGUCAAGGAGCAGGGGUCGCGAUUCUACGGACAGGAAUGGCAACACCCAGAAUGACGCUCGUGACUAGCAAAACGGUUGCUUUAUUUUGUGAGUGCACUGCAACAUGUCAGUUACUGGCUCCUUUCUUUGUCACUUUCUCUUGAUGUUUCAGGUGUUAGGCUGUUGGUGUUUUUCUUAUGGUAUAAUAAACUAAAAGGACAAGAAUAUUUGUUUCACAUGCCAUUGUUAAUUGCUUAUUGAUGUUCAGCAGAUUGUAGUUUGUAUGUUCAUUCUGAACAUCAGCAUAGAAGCUAUUCAAAAAGCCAUAUUGUAGAAUAAGAUUUUCAUUCCUAGUGCACAUUUGUGUAGGAUGCACUGAGUAGUGUAUUAAUUACAUCUUGUUUUUUUUUUCUCCUUGUGUAGUCUUUUUCAGGAUAUUUGCAAAAGGAGCAGUUUUCAGUAAAAUUAUAAUCUGUCUGUAAAUUGCAGUGUUCAAGUUAGCUGUUCCAAUGUUCUGUUCAUAAAAUAAAAGAAUUUAAAACUG